Anolis carolinensis (green anole) is the source of this 2047-nucleotide messenger RNA. It is a transcript of the gene lrg1, whose product is annotated as leucine rich alpha-2-glycoprotein 1. The transcript has 3 exons. The annotation marks the transcript as partial. The record is from RefSeq and is a predicted model, not a curated record. Lineage: Eukaryota; Metazoa; Chordata; Lepidosauria; Squamata; Anolidae. Gene Ontology annotation, molecular function: protein binding.
UUAUUAUUAUUAUUAUUAUUAUUAUUAUUAUUAUUAUUAUUAUUGGCCAGGCUCUGGAUAUGUAAUAUUAUUAUCUGUCGAAAUGGACCAUUAUGGGAAUUGGCAUUUCGGGGAAAUUCAAGUCCACGCAACUCCGGAAUCUCUUUUUGGCCCGAGACUUGGCCCCGUCUCUCUCUCUCUCUCUCUGCUGGAGAGGAAACUAGUUUCGCAAGCGAAUGUCGCAACAUGUCAACAUUGCAGGGCAUUUCCAAGAAGGCUCGCUCCACGGCCCUCCCCGAUAAAGCGGACCUGAUAAAAAUCGGAGCCCUUGCGGGAUUCGCAGAACUCCGGAGAAAGAGUAUUGGAUACCCGGACGGAGCCCGAAAGCUGCAGGGACCAAAGAUGGAUUUCUCGGGGAUCCUGACGCUUUGCCUGGCGAUGUGCCUUCAGUGCCGUGGCCUCGGGGCUCUUCCGUGCCCGCCGGCGACCUCUCCCAACGUCACCGAGUUUGUCUGCUCCUCGCCGUCCCUCAGCGACUUCCCGUCCGGCUUCCCCAAGGAGACGCGCUCCAUCUCGGUGGAGUUCACCAACAUCUCCAUCAUCAGCGUGGACGCUUUCCGGGCCCUGCCGCACCUCCGGGAGCUCCACUUGUCCAACAACCGGCUCAAGACGCUGCCCAACAGCCUCUGGCGCAACCACCCGGCGCUCACGGCCUUGGACCUCACCAACAACCUCCUCAAGGACCUCCCGCUGGGCCUCUUUGCGAGCCUGGCCUCCUUGGAGCAGCUCUCCUUGAAGGGCAACCGCCUGCCGCUCAUCCGCCCGCCCUGGUUCCAGGCUCUCAAGCGCCUCAAGAUCCUCGACCUCUCCAACAACCGCAUCGGAGAGCUCCCCGAUGAUGGCUUCGCCUGUCUCGAGGCGUUGACCAAUCUGGACCUCUCGUACAACUUCCUCCGCGUGUUGUCCGCCCCGGCGUUCAAGGGUCUCGCCCGUCUCCAAGGCUUGAACCUCGAGGGCAACGGAAUGCGGUCGGUCGCGGAGGACGCCUUCCGGACCGUUCCCGAGCUGCGCUUCCUCUUCCUGCAAAACAACAGCUUGGAGGCGCUCCCCAGGAAAGUCUUCGCCCCACUGGAGUCGCUCGAGGUGCUGGAUCUCUCCCACAACCGGCUCUCCGCCCUGGAGCCGCCCUUCUCGAAACACGUCGCCGAAUCGGGGCUGGACCUCGCCGGGAACCCGUGGGUCUGCGACUGCCGCAUGGAGGCCCUCGCCACGUGGGCCCGGAACAACUCCGUCGGGCUUUAUUCCGAGCGGGAUGUCACGUGUUUCUCUCCGCCGAAGCUCAAGGGCCGGGCCGUGAUGUCGCUCGGCUCAUCGGAAUUCGGCUCGUGCUGAAUCCUGGAGCCAAAAUGCAAGUUGACCCCCAUCAUCACCGUUUCCCAAGAUCUGACUUUAUCCUCUCUCGUUGUUUAUCGGUCUCUUUUGUUGCUGUGGAAAUAAAUAAAUAAGUAAAUAAACCAGAGUCAAAGUGGCAGUUAAAACCCGUUGGCCUCAGUGCUCCGCCAAAGCUCAAGGGUCGGGCUGUGACAUCGCUCGGCGCGUCCGAAUAUGGCUCAUGCUGAAUCCUGGAGCCAAACUGCAAGUUGACCGUCCACUUUCCAAGCGCUCUCCAUCAUCACCCAAGAUCUGACUUUAUCCUCUCUCGUUGUUUGUCGGUCUCUUUUGUUGCUAUGGAAAUAAAUAAAUAAAUAAAUAAACCGGAGUCAAAGUGGCAGUUAAAAUCUGUUGGCCUCAGUGCCAAGCUAGAUGCAGCAGCCAAUCCGAAUUCUCCCUCUCCAGAGCCAAAUUGCCAGUUAAAAUCCGUUGGCCUCAGUGCUCGGCCAAAGCUCAAGGUGAUGUCGCUCAGUGCAUCCGAAUUCGUCUCGUGCUGAAUCCUGGAGCCAAAAUGCAAGUUGACCAUCCACUUUUCAAACUCUCUCCAUCAUCACCCAAGAUCUGACUUUAUCCUCUCUCAUUGUUUGUCAGUCUCUUUUGUUGCUGUGGAAAUAAAUAAAUAAAGAAAUAAAGCGGA